Molecule: messenger RNA, 654 nt
Organism: Pedinophyceae sp. YPF-701
Lineage: Eukaryota; Viridiplantae; Chlorophyta; Pedinophyceae
Source: the annotation of a GenBank genome assembly
AUGCCGCCCCCGGGGCGCGCAACGUCAAAGAAGGGGGGUCUGAGCGCAGGGACGCAGGAGUUCUUAGCAGAGGUGCUCAACGAGACGGGGGCGUCGCGGCGACUGCGGAGCGAGGUGCUUACGGGCGCCAAGCAAGGCACGGACUGGGUGGGCGCGCUCAGCACGCGCACGCCGAACCGGCACGUGUCCUCGACGAUGCGGCAGUCCGAGACGCUCCGGAAACAGACGAUACAGAAGCACCAGCCCCGGAUGAUGCACGUCGGGGCCGCAAAGCCCGGGAAGAAGAUGGCAGACACAAUCUUCGAGGAGACUGGACGAUACGAGCGGGAGAAGUUCACGGGCGGGGGGCCGGUGGUGGACCGGGAGGCGGAGAAGGACCGGCUGGCGCUGGCGAACGAGGUCGGGCGGAAGGAGGCCGCGCGGAUCCGGAACGCGCAGCUCGCGAAGCAGCGCGCCCCGCCGCCCGCCGCGUGCGCGCCAUCGCCCCCGCGUGACCCGCGCGAGCUCCUGAUCGACCAGCUGGUGGACGAGGUGCGGGAGCGGCGGGAGUGGCUCGAGGACAUGCGGGCGCGCGGGCUCUCCGCGCCGUACGAGGAGGAGACCACGAAGGAGAUCCGGGAACGCCUGUCGCGGCUCAGGACCCUGGGGUACUGA